CUUCCUCUACCCCUCCCUCAUGCGCUCCUUCAAUCUCAUCGGACAAGGUGGAAUCUUGCUGUGUGGGCCCCCGGGGAGCGGGAAGACUUGUCUAGUCAAAGCCGCCGCAGCCUCGGUGCCAGGUCUCUCUUUUCUGUCUUAUGCGGCAAGUGAUAUAUACAGUAUGUACUUAGGGGAAGCGGAGGCAGCAGUGCGGGGGGCCUUCGCCCUGGCCCGCCAGGCCUCCCCCUGCCUCCUCUUCUUCGAUGAGCUUGACGCCAUCGUGGGCGGGAGUGCCGGUGAGACGCGAGGAGGGAAGGGACAUGCGGCAGAAGCUCGGGUUCUCUCCACCUUCCUGAACGAGCUUGAUGGGGUGGAAGUUGCGGCAGGACAAGAGGGAGUCCUGGUGGUGGGAGCCACGAACCUACAGGAGGCCGGCUUUCCCAUGUCAUACAUGUCCUACCGCCUCGAUCAUCCGAAGAUCGGGAAGAAAUACUACGGAUACACACGAGAAAGAUGCCUCUGGCUGCCCGUGGAGAGGAGGAAAGAGAGGCCCUAUUGGAGCGGCUUGCUGAGGCGACAGAAGGCUAUUCAGGGGCGGAGCUCGAAGGACUCUGUCGAUGAAAAGUAG
This is a messenger RNA of Nannochloropsis gaditana CCMP526, 610 nucleotides long. RefSeq names its product aaa family atpase. The record is from RefSeq and is a predicted model, not a curated record. Bases 20 to 610 code for a protein of 196 amino acids. Gene Ontology annotation, molecular function: ATP binding; ATP hydrolysis activity. The transcript has 7 exons.